AUGGAGAACAAGGUUGCAGCAAGAAGACUUGAAGGCAAAGUCGCAAUUGUGACUGCUUGGACUCAAGGCAUCGGUUUUGGCAUCGCAGAGAGCCUAGCUUUGGAAGGUGCUUCGGUCGUCAUCUCCUCUCGCAAGCAGAAAAACGUGGAUGAGGCAGUGGAAAAGCUUAAAGCUAAAGGAAUACAUGUUCUCGCAGUCGUUUGUCAUGUAUCUGAUGCGCAGCAAAGGAAGAAUCUAAUAAACACGACUGUUGAGAAAGAUGGGAAAAUAGAUGUGAUUGUAUCAAAUGCUGCUGUAAAUCCGACUAAUGUGCCCUUGCUGGAAACCAAAGAAUCCGUCCUCGACAAGCUAUGGGAAACAAACGUCAAAGCAUCCAUACUUCUUCUGCAGGACGCAGCUCCUCACUUUAAGAAAGGUUCAUCAAUUAUUUUUAUAUCAUCAUACGGUGGUUAUCAACCUCAUGUUGCGGAAUACGGCCACAAGAGGAUCGACACCGAGUAA
Molecule: messenger RNA, 501 nt
Organism: Hibiscus syriacus
Lineage: Eukaryota; Viridiplantae; Streptophyta; Magnoliopsida; Malvales; Malvaceae
Product: tropinone reductase-like 3
Exons: 5
Coding region: 1-501 (166 amino acids)
Source: RefSeq, a predicted model, not a curated record